Molecule: messenger RNA, 1342 nt
Organism: Cotesia glomerata
Lineage: Eukaryota; Metazoa; Arthropoda; Insecta; Hymenoptera; Braconidae
Gene: rl
Product: mitogen-activated protein kinase 1
Exons: 4
Coding region: 154-1251 (365 amino acids)
Biological process (GO): protein phosphorylation; intracellular signal transduction
Cellular component (GO): cytoplasm; nucleus
Molecular function (GO): MAP kinase activity; ATP binding
Source: RefSeq, a predicted model, not a curated record
AGUGCUACAGACACAGCAGACGGCAAGCGAGAGGCUCAAAGUUUAACACAAAAGUUACAACAAGACAGGACUACAGCAUCGCUGAACACUCAGCACAGAGCUCGGCUGCCCGUUGUUUCCAGCCAACAUUAGUGACUUAGCGUAGUUGUCAAAAUGGCGAAUGAAGGUGCAGCUAAUGUGAAUCCGAAUGCCGAGAUUGUGAGAGGACAGGUGUUCGAAGUCGGCCCCAGGUACACCAAUCUCUCGUACAUGGGCGAAGGCGCCUACGGGAUGGUCGUGUCGGCUUAUGAUAACGUGACAAAAACAAAAGUGGCGAUCAAAAAGAUAUCACCAUUUGAGCAUCAGACCUACAGCCAGAGGACGUUAAGGGAAAUAAAGAUCCUCACGCGAUUUCGGCAUGAAAACAUAAUAGACAUAAGGGACAUAAUACGAGCACCGAGUAUCGAUCAGAUGAAAGACGUCUACAUAGUUCAGUGUCUUAUGGAGACAGAUUUGUACAAACUAUUAAAGACACAGGCGAUCAGCAACGACCACAUAUGCUACUUUCUCUACCAGAUUCUCCGCGGGCUGAAGUACAUUCACUCAGCCAACGUCCUCCACCGGGACUUAAAGCCCAGCAACUUGCUCCUCAACACCACCUGUGACCUUAAAAUCUGCGACUUCGGGUUGGCCAGGGUCGCGGAUCCGGACCACAACCACGCGGGCUUCCUCACGGAGUACGUAGCUACAAGGUGGUACCGAGCCCCGGAGAUCAUGCUCAACUCCAAGGGCUACACCAAGUCUAUAGACAUCUGGUCUGUGGGCUGCAUCCUCGCUGAAAUGCUGUCGAGGCGCGCUAUAUUUCCUGGUAAACACUACCUAGAUCAGCUGAACCACAUCCUGGGGGUUCUGGGCUCGCCUUCUGCUGAGGACCUUGAGUGCAUCAUCAAUGAGAAGGCAAGGAAUUAUUUACAAUCGUUACCGUACAAACCCAAGGUACCCUGGACUUGUUUGUUCCCCAAUGCAGAUCCACGAGCGCUGGAUUUGCUCGAUAAAAUGCUGACGUUUAAUCCUAAUAAGAGGAUUGUUGUUGAAGAUGCACUUGCACAUCCCUACCUCGAGCAGUAUUAUGAUCCCGCUGAUGAGCCUGUAGCGGAAGAACCAUUCAGAUUCGAUAUGGAGCUAGAUGAUCUUCCAAAAGAAGUUCUAAAGCAGUAUAUAUUCGACGAGACCGCACAGUUCGCUGAAAACCACCGGGAUAACCCAAUGUAGUGAACUACACUUUAAAAUAAAACGGAAAAACCUUGAUCAUCGGCGUAAACUUAUCAAAUUAUUUAUAAGAUUGUGUUUAAAUUUAUUAGAU